This is a messenger RNA of Cinclus cinclus, 885 nucleotides long. It is a transcript of the gene TNFSF10, whose product is annotated as TNF superfamily member 10. Bases 1 to 885 code for a protein of 294 amino acids. Gene Ontology annotation, cellular component: membrane. NCBI's taxonomy places the organism in Eukaryota, Metazoa, Chordata, Aves, Passeriformes, Cinclidae. Gene Ontology annotation, biological process: immune response. The record is from RefSeq and is a predicted model, not a curated record. Gene Ontology annotation, molecular function: CD40 receptor binding; tumor necrosis factor receptor binding. The transcript is spliced from 5 exons.
AUGCUGCCGGCGGGCGGCCCCAGCCCCGCGCAGACCUGCGGGGCCGUGCUGGUGGCCGCCGUGCUGCUGCAGUCCGUGUGCGUGGCCGUCACCUUCCUGUACUUCACCAGCGAGCUCAGACAGCUCCAGGACUCGUACUCCAAGAGCGGCAUCGCUUGUCUCACCGGGGAGGAGAUCGGGAAUUCCAUCCAAAACUUGGAUCUCAUUGAAAGCCAAGACAGAGAAGCUGAUCCCUGCUGGCAAGUAAAGUGGCACCUGGGAAAGUUAAUUAAAAAGAUGAUGUCAAGAAGCUACGAGGAAAACAUAUCUGCAAUCAAUGGUAUUAGUACUCUGACACUGCCACGCGCGGAGGGGCAGCCGCCGCGCGGUCCCGUCCGCAGGAUCGCGGCGCACCUGACGGGCAGCAGCAGCAGGAGGAGCUCCCUGUCCCCACGCAUAAAUCCCUUGCCCAGAAGAGGAAAUGGACACAAAAUAAACAACUGGGAAUCAUCAAGAAAAGGCCACUCCUUCCUUUACAACGUGGAGCUGAGAAAUGGCGAGUUAGUGAUACCCCAGACAGGCUUUUACUACAUCUACUCACAAAUUUACUUCCGCUUCCGUGAGAACGAGAACGAGGACUCAGACUUGUUGGGACAAAUCAGAAACCCCAAACAGCUUGUCCAGUAUGUUUACAAACUGACUAAUUACCCUGAGCCCAUUUUGCUCAUGAAAAGUGCAAGAACAAGCUGCUGGUCUAAAAAGGCAGAAUAUGGACUUUAUUCUAUCUAUCAGGGUGGUGUGUUUCAGCUGAAGAGAGAGGACAGGAUUUUUGUCUCUGUCAGCAACAGUGACAUAGUUGACAUGGACAAAGAAGCAAGUUUUUUUGGAGCCUUUAUGAUCAGUUAG